Molecule: messenger RNA, 5474 nt
Organism: Ipomoea nil (Japanese morning glory)
Lineage: Eukaryota; Viridiplantae; Streptophyta; Magnoliopsida; Solanales; Convolvulaceae
Product: histone-lysine N-methyltransferase ATXR7
Exons: 19
Coding region: 281-4114 (1277 amino acids)
Cellular component (GO): Set1C/COMPASS complex
Molecular function (GO): protein binding; histone H3K4 methyltransferase activity
Source: RefSeq, a predicted model, not a curated record
CUUUUGCUUCAGCUGCAGAGAAAAAGAAAAAGAAAAGGAAAAGGAAAAGGAAAUAUUCCGUCAGAAGAGAGAAGCCCUAGUUCCUUCUGUCGUUAACUUCUAUCGACCUCUCAGGUUGCUAUGACCUCAAUUACAAAGCUUGUGGAGAAGAAAAUCUGAAACUGUCUCUGUAUUAAGUUCCGCUGGAAAUUGUUUUUGGAUAUUGGAAAUUAUCUGAGGGUGGUUGUAGAUUAGCUGAAUAUACAGAGAAAACUCUGGAGAUUCGAGUUGUUGACAAUCAAUGUGCGGCUCGCACAUCAAUUUCCAGGCAUCCCUGUUAGAAUACAGGAGGAGCUCCCAAACCAUGGUUUCUUCUAUUAUUUGCCCACUGCGUGGUGGUGAGGAGGCCGAAACCCCUUGUAUCAAACAAGAAUCCAACCUCCCUUUUGUCUGUAAGAAAAGAAAAAAGGUUUUGGCUGACGUUUACCAUAAUUUAACUUCUCAAACUUUCAAGGACCAUAAUGAUGUUCAGUCUACCAUGGAGUUGACAAUUGGUUCCUCGAACAGUGCUCAUGCUUUGUCCUCUUGCCACAACUCCAAUGAGCUACUUGGUUCACCAUCUGAGGUAGUUAUAAGCUGCCAGUGUGCUGGGGACAGUGACAAUGCUUCCCCGCCUUGUGAAAUUGGUGGUCCAUCAUACAAUGACAAAGGCUGCCCAACAUAUCCUUUGCCUGCACAGGUGACUGGAUGGAUGUAUGUUAAUCAACAAGGUCAGAUGUGUGGUCCAUACAUACAGGAACAAUUGUACGAGGGUUUGUCCACUGGUUUCUUGCCUGAGGAACUUCCUGUUUAUCCCAUCUGCAAUGGGACACUUGCUAAUCCAGUGCCCUUGAAGUACUUCAGUCAGUUUCCCGAUCAUGUUGCCACAGGCUUUGCAUAUUUAAACACAUCAACAUCUGACUUGAAAGGACUGGUUACUACCCCUACAGGUUAUAGCAGGGAUUCUCUUUUGAGUGGACAUGACUUUCAGUCAAAGUCAGUUUAUUCUGAAACACCCAGCUUAAACCAGCAUAUGCUCACCUCUGACUCUGUCACCCUUACUGCUGCACAUUUGCAUCAGGAAGGUGGAGAACCUUGUUGGGUCUUUGAGGACGACGAGGGGAGGAAACAUGGACCACAUUCUCUUCUUGAUCUCUACACAUGGUUUCACUAUGGGUAUAUUAGGGAUUCUAUAAUGGUUUAUCAUUCUGGUAAUAAAUUUAAACCUCGUACUCUGCAAGUUUUGUUAAGUACUUGGGCAGAAGCUGUACCUAGAAAUGCCUCUCUGUCGACUGCCAGUAUGCAUCAGGUUGAAACUUUACAAGGUUUUUUUACUGAAGUUUCUGAAGAAUUAUGUUCCCAGCUUCACUCAGGGAUCAUGAAAGCAGCUCGUAGAACUGUACUGGAGGAGAUCAUUAGCCAAAUAAUUUCAGAGUCUGUUGCAAUAAAUGAAGCAGACAAAAAUCCUAGGAAUGAAACUCUUAAUCAGCAUGUCAAUGCUUGCUCUGAGGAUAGCAUAAUGUGUAUGGCUUUAAGCAAGGAUAAGACAUGUAUUCUCACUGAGAACAGAGCAGACACUUCUAAUACUGUUCACCAGAAACCUCAUCCGGAUGAGAUUACUUUAAUGUCUUCAGCAGGCACAAAAUCUGUUGGAAGUUUUCAGAAUUUUUGUUCUGCAUAUACAGUUAUCUGCAGAAUACUUUUUGAGUCAUGCAUGCAAGUCAUGUGGAAUGCUGUCUUUUAUGACCUCAUAGCAGAUAAUUCAUCUGCAUGGAGAAAUAGAAAGCGCUGGUCUGAUCUUCGAGCUGUGGUGAAAUCAAGUAAUGUUUUGGAGUCUUCACUUGUCCAUUAUCCAGAGCCACAUACUGAAGCUUUGCAUCAAGACGACUCAUCUGGUUGUGACAACGAUUGCCCCCCAGGUUUUGAGCGGGUGAUGGAGAUACAAGAUGUGCAUCCAAAUUUACCUUCACAGUGUUUGCCUUCUGUUGAUGAAGUAUCAUGUAAAGGCGAUGUGUUAAUAGAACACAAAGAUUUUGAUGACAUAGGAUUAAUCCAUGAGAAUGUAUUGAAUGAUCUGCACCGAUCUGUGAAGUUAAGUUUGGAAAGUUUUUUCAUGGACCUCUUGGAUGAGGAAGUGGGGAGAAAUGCGGAUGACCCCUCAAAGGAUGUGCAAUUGAAUGAGGUUGUGGAGGAUUCUAGUUUCCAUGGUGAUGAUUGCCAUACAAGUCAAAAUGGUUCUCCAGACACUAUUCCUAAUUCAAAGGAAUUACUUUCUUAUGGUCUUGAGGUUUUCUCUCCAUUAUCAGGGCCAUUAAAAAAGAAUAUUGUUACUAGAAAUAGGUUUACUUUUUCAGAUGUAUUCUUGAGUUCAUUUCAGAAAUUGGAUGUUCAUUUAGAUGAUGAAAUUGUUGAUGAGCUGAAACCACCUGAGUCUAGAAUCUUACUUCCUGUACAAACUUCUAGCCACUUGUCAUUUAGAUAUCGUGAUUGUGUUCCAAAGAUUUUGUGGCAUAGUGUCCUGACAAUUUGUCGGCAAAAGAUACAUGAAAAUGUGCUGAGAGAAGUGAGACUGUUUAUUGAUGAUACAAUAAAAAAACAUCUUACAGCUUGGUAUUCUAUGAAGAAAUCAACCAAAUCAGGAGAUUGUCAGGUUUCAAAGAUCAAGAUAGACCAAAAGAAACACAAUGAUUUUCUUGCCACAUCAAAAAAUCAUGUUGAGAACUCUUCUGAGGCAUCUUUGACCACAGGGAGAUAUACAUAUUAUCGUAAGAAAAAGCUUGACAAGAGAAAGUCGGGCUCCUUAUCUCAGUUUAUGACCACCAAGGGUGCUGGUCCACAAAAACAAUGUGGUGUUGAUAAAUCAAAGAAGCAAGAUGCCUCAGGUGACGUACCAGAGAAUGCUAAGCAUGGAAUGUCUGUUUUAAACACUAAAGAAGUUCGACUUGCAAAAUCUUGCAGUGAAUCACAUAAAAACUACUCAUCAUCCCAUGUUAGUUCUAACAAAAAGUCAGAGAAGGUUGCAGCUGUUGCAAAAGUUUGCGAAAAAAAUGCAAGUGGAAUUAAACGGAAGGCUUGCGAAAAUAAUUCAAGUGGAAUUAAACGAAAGGCCUGCGAAAAUAAUUCAAGUGGAAUUAAACGAAAGGCCUCUGUACUUGCUGAAGACACCGGUACUGCUGAUAAGCUUUCCAAUAAUUUGAACAAGGAUUUCAAAAAACAAGAAGUGCAAAUAAUAUCAAAAGUGAUACCAAAAUCAACCAAAUUAGCAAAAUUGAAAAGAAAACAACAGACUGAUGAUAUUCAGUUGAGAAAAGUUCAGAUUGUUCCGGUUGCUUCUUCCGAUCAAGCAACAGACAAACAGGUUAUUGUGCAAAAUAAAAGCAGUGGUAAAUCCAGGAAAACAAAACGAUUCCCCCGAUCAGAUGGGUGUGCUCGCACAUCAAUCAAUGGAUGGCAAUGGCACAAGUGGUCUCUCAGUGCUACUCCUGCUGAAAGGGCUCAUGUUAGGGGGAGUCGCUAUGUCCAUGUUCAUCCUGUCAGUCUAGAUGGAAACAGUUCUCAAUUGUCAAAUGUUAAAGGAAUUUCAGCCAGAACUAACAGGGUUAAGAUGCGUAACCUUCUUGCUGCUGCAGAGGGUGCUGAUCUUUUGAAAGCAACUCAAAUAAAGGCAAGGAAAAAGCGUUUGCGUUUUCAGCGUAGUAAGAUACAUGACUGGGGUCUUGUAGCCUUAGAGCCAAUUGAGGCUGAGGACUUUGUGAUUGAAUAUGUUGGAGAACUUAUUCGUCCCCGUAUAUCUGAUAUACGGGAACUCAAUUAUGAGAAGAUGGGAAUUGGAAGCAGUUACCUCUUUAGACUGGAUGAUGGUUAUGUGGUUGAUGCAACAAAGCGUGGGGGGGUUGCUAGAUUUAUUAAUCAUUCUUGUGAGCCUAACUGCUACACGAAGGUCAUUAGUGUUGAGGGUCAGAAAAAGAUCUUUAUUUAUGCAAAGCGGCAUAUUGCUGCUGGUGAAGAAAUUACGUACAAUUACAAAUUCCCUUUGGAGGAGAAAAAGAUCCCUUGCAACUGUGGUUCUAAGAGGUGUCGUGGUUCAUUGAACUAAGGAUUUUGGGUGUCGUGGUUCAUUGAACUAAGGAUUUUGGGUUAUUUGUAAACAAUGCUCGGUGACCUGAUGUGUAGUAUUUUUUUGAUUCGGCAUUUUUCCAUGUAAAGGAUGAUGAAUACCUGUUGCCUUUGCAAAUGGUUGUAGAUAUCUCAGUUGCAGAUGAGUUUUCCCCUCUUAAGACCUGAAAGUCGGGUGCUCUUUUUUUUCAUUUUUGAGGCUCUUUUUUUUUUUUUUUUUUUUUGGAAAUUUUAUCUUGUACAGACUUGCAUUAUGCCUUCAUUCUUUAGUUAUUAUAAUUAUACCAUACAAUAUUCUCAUUGUCCUAUUUCAAAAUGAAAUAGGGAUGCUAUAUAAAUUUAUUGUCAACCCUUGAAACCAUGAUUAAUCCAGUCCUUUUUUGUUUGUUUCUAUUAUAUGAGGCCAAGUUGAGCCAUCAACUCUAGGUAUUUAUGUGUAUGAGAUUAUCCUCAUUUAUCUUGAUAUGAAGUAUGGGGUGGUUCUGAGCCUAAAUAUUAGGGUGCUAUAAUAAGUUCAAUUGAUUUGGAUUCACUGAGAGGGAAGUGAUAAAAAGGUCUGGGUUAUUUAUUUUCAAAGGAAGAUUUAUAACCCCUUUUCCAUAAAUAUGUUUGCUGUAAGUCUUUCAUCUAGACAAUGAUCCAUAAUUGUUUAACAAUUGCAAAAACGCAUUUGAGUAUAACUAAUUGGUCCAUAAUUCUUUUGCAUUAUAUCGGAGAGAUCUUACCAAUACCAAUUAUUAUUGACGCAGGGAGCGAUGAAGUAGUGCACAAACUUCUAGUUGGGACAUAUUUGAAGCUUUUCUGGUAUGUAUCCCUUUUCUCAUUUCUUAUUUACCUUGUUUUGUGCCCUGUCAAGGAUAUCUCCUGCCACUCACUAGUCAGCUUUGGUACAUGUAUAAUGGGUUUGGAAAGGAGGCUUCUUAAUAUAAUUAAUUCCUACAAUUCUGAACAUCUGAAAAGAAUUGGGGUAACAAAGUUUGAAAAUUUUGAUGAUGAAACAAUGUGGUGCAUUAUAUUUGUUACUAGACCCAAAAAAAAAAAAAAAAAAAACUGAAAUGGGUAGUUGUGAUGGAAUCUAUAAUGACAUUAAUCCUUUCAGGCGGAGUUUGUAUGACUAGAAUUAUCUGUAGAAAUGAAAAUAUGAAAUGCCCAUUCAUUUCGUUAAGCGGCAGAGCAUCGGCAUAAGACUUGUGAAAUGUGGGUGUCCUUUGCCGUAAAAUCAAGACAUCCACACACCAAACAGAACAUCCCUUGGGAUCUUGCUGACCCAUUUGCCUUUUUCGUGGGUAAGGGGUAUUUUUAUGUCACAAAUGCAACAAAAUGUCAGUCCGGACCCAACA